Molecule: messenger RNA, 1109 nt
Organism: Oppiella nova
Lineage: Eukaryota; Metazoa; Arthropoda; Arachnida; Sarcoptiformes; Oppiidae
Source: the annotation of a GenBank genome assembly
ACACGCUUUCGUUAUUAUAAAUGAUUUAAAAGUUAUUUUCAUUUUGUUUUGCUUUCAAAAUAUCAUAAUUUAUUUAUUUUCCAAUCAAUGCAUCGAUUGUGUUGUCAUUCAAUUGGAUUCAAGUGAUUGUCUUCGCAAGUGAUGGCAUAUUAGAUGCACUCAAAUGAGACACAAAUGCAUAUUUCGGUGACAUUUCGGCUAAUUUUGUGACAAAAAUCAAUUGAUUUCUGGAUUUAAUGCUUAAAUCAAUUGAAACCAAAGACAUACGAAAAGCGAUUAAAAGUUUAUUUAGAUUUCAAUGUUUUUAAUAAAAGUGGAAAUUAUUAACUAAAUCACGAAAACUAAAUGCAAUUUCUCUUCAAAUGUCUUCAUCCAAGCGAAUGAUGGGAUCAAACAAUACGAAUGGCGACGGCAUCGACAACUCGAAGACCAAUUUGAUCAUCAAUUAUCUGCCGCAACAGAUGACAGACCAGGACUUCCGCGUACUGUUCGCCCAAAUCGGAGACAUCCGGUCGGCGAAGAUAAUCCGCAAGAAGUCGACGGGAUAUUCGUAUGGAUUCGGUUUCGUGGACUAUCUUCGGCCGGAAGACGCCGAGAGAGCGAUUGACUCACUGAACGGACACUUAGUGGAGCACAAGAAGAUCAAAGUGGCGUUCGCUCGGCCGUCGACCGACUCCAUCAAACAGGCCAACCUCUACGUCAAGAACCUGCCCAUCAAUUACUCCGAUCACGACGUCCGCGAACUCUUCAGUCCUUUCGGGAAUAUAAUUCAGUGCCGACUCGUCGGCAACAGAGGCGUCGCCUUCGUCCUCUACGACCUCCACGAACAGGCCCUCCAAGCCAUCGACCAAAUCAACGGCAAAGUACUUCCCGGAGCCGGAGCCGGUCUUAACGUGAAGUUCGCCAACGAUAACAACCAAAAGUAUACUCUAGCCGAAAUACAAACCACAACCCGAAGAGCAAUCGGGGUUCAGGAGGAGGUGGAGGUGGAGGAGGAGGGGAAACUGAUUUCUAGUCCAGACUGGCGUACGAGCACUUGGUUGCGACGGAGCGUCAAGUGUCUGGAUGCCAAGCCUCUGAGACAAAUGUUGGAUAUUAAUGACAACUAA